AUGAACACGGAGACACUUUCAAGGACCGAAUUGAUAGUACAAGGUGGACAUAAUGUAAUUAUUUACAAUGAGGCAAAAAAACUAAAAGCAGAGGUCAUUCUGAACAAUGCGCAGGGGGUCGGAAAACAUUACAAGGACUUGGAUGUGAGUAUGGAUGGGGCAGACCUGUCGUACGUACGCUCUCUAGGCCCCGAAUCGCAGACAUUGCACGUUGACGUGUGCUUAGACAAGCACGGUGAGCCUGUUAAGCUCGUUAUUUGCAAGAAUGCUUCGCCCUUUGUAAAUGUUGAAAAGGUAUCGCAAGAAAAUCUUCCCGAGAAGGAGUUAGAAAAGCAAUUACUCAAAUCUUCCUUGUCGCCACUUCAUGGCUAUGGUAUUUAUUAUAGGGAUUUCGUUUCAAGCAGCGGGACAAUUGGAAUUUCUGUGUGCAACUUGGAUUUAUCCUUUGAGAAAAAAUGCCUGUUUGCGGGUUUAGAUUUUUCUCUGAGUUUGGGGGACAAGGUGACAAUCGUUGGUGACAACGGGUCCGGAAAGACGACUUUUCUGAAACUCAUCAGCGGGAUUGAAGAAUACACUUAUUCAGGAUCAGUGGUCAUCGAGGGAAGAAUUGCAUAUCUUCCUCAGCACUUUGAAGAUGUCAGUGGUGACGACUUGGCAAUCGUUACGUUACUGAGAUCUCUAUAUGACCCAGACAUUGAUGAAUUCUUAACGAAACCCCACAAACCAUUCGCUUCCGAGUGGCUCCAAGAAUUAAAUACCUUGGGUGGCCAUGAAACAUUCAAGCAAGCCAACCAUAUCGGACUUUCUACCGACUUGCUCAAAAUGCCCUUUAAGUUUCUCAGUGGUGGUGAGAAAACAAAAGUUAUGCUAUGCGCACUCAGUAUCUUGGAGCCAGAUAUUAUUUUGUUAGAUGAGCCCACUAACUGUCUGGAUUGGCGCGGUAUUGAAUGGCUGGAAAGCUUUUUGAAGAACUUUGAUGGUGGUGUUGUUAUGGUUACGCAUGACCGUAGCUUGAUCAAUGCUGUGUCGAACCGAAUUUCUGAACUUUCUCCUCAUACGAAGAAAUUCACUCAUUUCAAAGGACAAUACAAGCAUUACGUAGAGGAAGAGGACAAAAGGUGGCAAAGGCAAAUUGAAGAGAGAAAGCACCAGGAAAAGGAAUUAAAAAAGCUGACACUGAAAGCCAACCAGGCUAAGGGCAAAGUAAAAAGUAGGAUCGUUAGGUCAGGCACAGACAGGGACAAGCUUAGUUAUAAUAACAAGGAGCAAAGAGCGCAAAAGGGUGUCAAUAGGGCGUUUGCGCAGCUCAGUGACAAGGUUGAACAGUUGACGGAUGAUUUGGUGGAUGUUAUUCCCGAGAGACGUCAUAUUUCUUUUGAUUUUGAGGAUAGCCCCGCGUUUAGCGCUUCGAUCUUGAAUAUUGAAGUUUCCAAAGUUUCCAAAUCCUUUGAAAGCCCCCUUUUUGAAAAUAUAUCCUUUACUUUGAGUAAGGGUGAUAGGCUUAUUAUCCAAGGGCCAAAUGGAUCAGGUAAGAGUACAUUGAUGAAAAUCAUUAUGAGCUUGAUAAAGCCAGAUGAGGGCAGUGUUACCAUUAGUGGAAAUGCAAAGAUUGGAUACUUAGAUCAAGAGCAAGAAAGUUUGCCUUUAGACAAAUCGCCGAUUUCACUGCUGAAGAAAGAUUCGUCCAUCAAUGCUACCGACGCAAACGCUAUAACAAAUUUGCGCAACUUUGGAAUCUACACGUGGCACGAUUUGAAGAAUUCUUUGAGAACCUUGAGCAUCGGUUGUCGUCGUAAGGCGCAGCUUUGCCAACUUAUCCUGCGGGGAAGUUCAAUUCUUCUUCUAGAUGAACCUUCAAACCAUAUUGAUUUUCCCAGUUUAGAAUUCAUCGAAGAUGCCCUGUUAACUUUCCCGGGCAUAAUUAUUGCUGCAACACACGAUAGGUAUUUCACCGAGAAAGUGGGAACAAGGAUUUUGGAUCUCGCAGAUUAUAAAGCAUAA
Molecule: messenger RNA, 2001 nt
Organism: Komagataella phaffii GS115
Lineage: Eukaryota; Fungi; Ascomycota; Pichiomycetes; Pichiales; Pichiaceae
Product: ATPase of the ATP-binding cassette (ABC) family involved in 40S and 60S ribosome biogenesis, has sim
Exons: 1
Coding region: 1-2001 (666 amino acids)
Molecular function (GO): ATP binding; ATP hydrolysis activity
Source: RefSeq, a predicted model, not a curated record